Calypte anna (Anna's hummingbird) is the source of this 550-nucleotide messenger RNA. Its product is annotated as feather beta keratin. Gene Ontology annotation, cellular component: intermediate filament. The record is from RefSeq and is a predicted model, not a curated record. NCBI's taxonomy places the organism in Eukaryota, Metazoa, Chordata, Aves, Apodiformes, Trochilidae. Gene Ontology annotation, molecular function: structural constituent of cytoskeleton.
AUGAACUUGCUGGUAGCACAUUCCAUGUGCAAAGGGUGCUUCUGGGCCAGGGGUGGUUGUCUGGGGCAGUAUAAAAGGCAGUCCAACUGCAGGCUCAUCAUUCACUUCUCUUGCCUUCUCCUGCUUGGUGAACAAGGUAAGAAGCAAGUACACCUCUGUCCCACAGCCAUGUCCUGCUACGAUCUGUGCCGUCCCUGUGGCCCAACCCCACUGGCCAACAGCUGCAACGAGCCCUGUGUCAGGCAGUGCCAGGACUCCCGGGUGGUGAUCCAGCCCUCUCCUGUGGUUGUCACCCUGCCUGGACCCAUCCUCAGCUCCUUCCCCCAGAACACUGCUGUGGGAUCCACCACCUCUGCUGCUGUUGGCAGCAUCCUCAGUGAGGAUGGAGUGCCCAUCAACUCCGGGGGCUUUGGCCUCUCUGGGCUUGGUGGUCGCUACUACUCUGGCAGGAGGUGCCUGCCCUGCUAAAGCUGGGCUGGAUGUCCAGUGAGUGCCUCGACCAGGAAGCCCCAAGCCAGGUGCUGGACUGAGGACGGAGCUGCUGGCCAGG